AUGGUUCCAGGAGUUUCCGUUGAUAUGCUCGUCGUGGUCGUUCCUGGAUUCCCCGUUGAGGUGCUCGUCGAGGUCGUUACAGGGGUCUCAGUUGAUGUGGUCGUCGUGGUCGUUCCUGGAUUCCCCGUUGAGAUGCUCGUCGUGGUCGUUCCUGGAUUCCCCGUUGAGAUGCUCGUCGUGGUCGUUCCUGGAUUCCCCGUUGAGAUGCUCGUCGUGGUCGUUCCUGGAUUCCCCGUUGAGAUGCUCGUCGUGGUCGUCCCUGGAUUCCCCGUUGAGAUGCUCGUCGUGGUCGUCCCUGGAUUCCCCGUUGAGAUGCUCGUCGUGGUCGUUCCUGGAUUCCCCGUUGAUAUGCUCGUCGUGGUCGUUUCUGGAUUCCCCGUAGAGAUGCUCGUCGUGGUCGUACCUGGAUUCCCCGUUGAGUUGCUCGUCGUGGUCGUUCCAGGGUCAGUUGAUUGUUGA
Molecule: messenger RNA, 459 nt
Organism: Necator americanus (New World hookworm)
Lineage: Eukaryota; Metazoa; Nematoda; Chromadorea; Rhabditida; Ancylostomatidae
Exons: 1
Coding region: 1-459 (152 amino acids)
Source: RefSeq, a predicted model, not a curated record